GCCAAUCAGCGGCGGCGUCGCUUGUGCGACUCCACGUCGGCACCAGCUGCGGGGCAAGAUGGAGGCGCUGAUUUUGGAACCCUCCCUGUAUACUGUCAAAGCCAUCCUGAUUCUGGACAAUGAUGGAGAUCGACUUUUUGCCAAGUACUAUGACGACACCUACCCCAGUGCCAAGGAGCAAAAGGCCUUUGAGAAGAACAUUUUCAACAAGACCCAUCGGACUGACAGUGAGAUUGCCCUCUUAGAAGGCCUGACGGUGGUGUACAAAAGCAGUAUCGACCUCUAUUUCUACGUGAUUGGCAGCUCCUAUGAGAACGAGCUGAUGCUCAUGGCUGUCCUGAACUGCCUCUUCGAUUCACUGAGCCAGAUGCUGAGGAAGAACGUGGAGAAGCGAGCUCUGCUGGAGAACAUGGAGGGACUCUUCUUGGCUGUGGAUGAAAUUGUAGAUGGAGGAGUGAUCCUGGAGAGUGAUCCCCAGCAGGUGGCACACCGGGUGGCAUUACGGGGCGAAGAUGUCCCCCUGACGGAGCAGACCGUGUCUCAGGUGCUACAGUCAGCCAAAGAGCAGAUCAAGUGGUCACUCCUCCGGUGAAAAACCAGCGUUCCUGGCUCCUCCGCCCUCAGACACUCGGCCUGUCUGCCGGGACUCCUCAGCCGGUCCCCCACCUGAUGUGCUCAGGGUCAUCUCGGGGAUCACAGGGAUCCUUAAAUCUCCAUCUUGUUGUGGUUGUCUCCCCUCCCCCAUCCUCCCUGCACACUUCCUGUUCCUUCUCACCCCUUUCCCGGUUCUGGGAGCAGAGCCCCCCUGCAGAUCCGGAAGCAGGGCCAGGACGCCCCCACCUCCUUUCUGGAGAGGAUGCUCCCUGCUCUCCUGCCAUCACGUGCUCUCUCAACCCAGUGCCCUUUGCUGUACAUACUCUGCAGGUCCAAGUGGGAGAAGGCGUGUGCUGAAGUGUUUGCCUCCCUUUGCCUUUACCCAGCCCUCACCCCACAGCCCAGGCGUCCAGCAGGGGUCGAGAAGGAGCAUUCCUUCCUCUACAGUGCAUGCAGGUCCGGGGGCUCCAAACGCCACUGAACCCCACUGGUUGGCCCCAGUGUUUUCUCCUCUCUGCUUACUGCACUACCCUCUGCCUUGGACGAGUCAUUCAGAGGGCACAGAACAGAAGAAAUUGUAAUUGAAAUUCUAGUGGAGAGGGCUUAUAAAAUUCAUUCCCCACCCUGAUCCUGUAUAUGGCCUCAACGCUGCUGUGGCCUGUAGUGUUGCCCAUGGCAGCGUCCUCCUCUGGGGCCACCUUGAAUGUUCCCCCGUUACUGACUGUGGUGUCUUCGCCAGCUUUGUCCCUCUGUGUGCUGGAGCAAAGCCAGUCACUGGAACUCCAACUCCAUUCUAGCCUUGGGAAGAAGAAUUGUGCAGAACUGGAAGGAGUGAAACAUAGGACUUGGGCCUCUAGGCUCUCAGUCCGAGCUCCCCAAAAGCCUGGACCGCUUGACCUGGGGUCUGCACCUGCUGCUUGGCCCUCCCCUCUCUGCCUCCACUUGGGAUCUGAGCAGUAGGUCUGGGUUCUUCCCCGCCCUCCUCCUCCAAGGGAGGGGCCUUGCCUUUGGGAUUGGAUUUCCCCAGGGAGACAAGGAUGGAACUUCCACACUUGGGUCUAACCCUUCCCCAUGACCCAAAACUUCUUCCCCACAAAAAUGUCUUAGAAACCUUCCUGAGAUGUAGGCAUCCUGCCCCACCAACUGCCAGUUCUCCAGCAUGGGAGUGGUGCAGACAGCCAGGCAUCUCUGUGGAAGAGGGGUGUGGAGUCAGAAGGCAGCCACCUUCGUGUCCUGCUCUGUGCAGAGAGGAAUAAAACCCAUUUGUUUUUCCAAACUGC
This is a messenger RNA of Lepus europaeus (European hare), 1874 nucleotides long. RefSeq names its product COPI coat complex subunit zeta 1 (gene COPZ1). Gene Ontology annotation, cellular component: COPI vesicle coat. Lineage: Eukaryota; Metazoa; Chordata; Mammalia; Lagomorpha; Leporidae. Gene Ontology annotation, biological process: intracellular protein transport; intra-Golgi vesicle-mediated transport; retrograde vesicle-mediated transport, Golgi to endoplasmic reticulum. The record is from RefSeq and is a predicted model, not a curated record. The transcript has 9 exons. Bases 59 to 592 code for a protein of 177 amino acids.